Molecule: messenger RNA, 3719 nt
Organism: Mastomys coucha (southern multimammate mouse)
Lineage: Eukaryota; Metazoa; Chordata; Mammalia; Rodentia; Muridae
Gene: Tbx5
Product: T-box transcription factor 5
Exons: 9
Coding region: 501-2057 (518 amino acids)
Biological process (GO): pattern specification process; regulation of transcription by RNA polymerase II; cardiac left ventricle formation
Cellular component (GO): nucleus
Molecular function (GO): RNA polymerase II cis-regulatory region sequence-specific DNA binding; DNA-binding transcription factor activity, RNA polymerase II-specific
Source: RefSeq, a predicted model, not a curated record
GAGAGAGAGAGAAAGAGAGAGAGAGAGAGAGCACCAUACUUCAAAUUCUGGAACUUUAACCCCUAAAAGUGUCUCUCUGAAAACAGCUGGCUGCUUCCCAAGGCUCUCUCAAGUCUCCCAGCUUUUCUUCUCUAGGGGUGCAAGGGUAGAGUCAGAUACUGAGAUCGUAGGGUUUAGGGAUGAUCCCAGAUCUGCUAUUUAGUCUCUCUAAGCCCUUCUUUAAAAGUAUUUGGGGCUAGCGAACAGCCAGCGAGCUGUGGAGGAGGUGUGUGCUGGAGGUGGGCAGUCGCUGGGAGGAUCUAGCGGUGGAUACUUCUUCGUAGCAACAGUAGCAGCUAGCUUGGGCAAGCAGUCCCCAGCACAAACUCCAGAGACACUAUGCCUGCACCCCCACCUGGCCUCCGGCUUUCCUGCUAAGAGGAAGAGGGGCGGUGGCGAAUGCAUCCCGCUGUACAGAGCGAGAAUAGAACCUCGCGCGGGCACAGGAACCCGGGCGCACCAUGGCCGAUACAGAUGAGGGCUUCGGCCUGGCGCGCACGCCUCUGGAGCCUGAUUCCAAAGACAGGUCUUGCGAUUCGAAAGCCGAGAGUGCUCUGGGAGCUCCCAGCAAGUCUCCAUCAUCCCCGCAGGCCGCCUUCACCCAGCAGGGCAUGGAAGGAAUCAAGGUCUUUCUUCACGAACGAGAACUGUGGCUGAAGUUCCACGAAGUGGGCACAGAGAUGAUCAUCACCAAGGCAGGGAGGCGGAUGUUUCCUAGUUACAAAGUGAAGGUGACUGGCCUUAAUCCCAAAACGAAGUAUAUUCUUCUUAUGGAUAUUGUUCCCGCAGACGACCACAGAUAUAAAUUUGCUGAUAACAAAUGGUCCGUAACUGGCAAAGCAGAGCCUGCCAUGCCGGGUCGCCUUUAUGUGCACCCGGACUCCCCAGCCACCGGAGCCCACUGGAUGCGACAACUUGUCUCCUUCCAGAAACUCAAGCUCACCAACAACCACCUGGACCCAUUUGGACACAUUAUCCUGAACUCCAUGCACAAAUACCAGCCCCGAUUACACAUCGUGAAAGCAGACGAAAAUAAUGGGUUUGGUUCAAAGAACACUGCGUUUUGCACCCACGUCUUUCCGGAGACAGCUUUUAUCGCUGUGACUUCGUACCAGAAUCACAAGAUCACACAGCUGAAAAUUGAGAACAACCCCUUUGCCAAAGGCUUUCGGGGCAGUGAUGACCUGGAGCUACACAGGAUGUCUCGGAUGCAAAGUAAAGAGUAUCCUGUGGUCCCCAGGAGCACCGUGAGGCACAAAGUCGCCUCCAACCACAGCCCCUUCAGCAGCGAGACUCGAACUCUCUCCACCUCGUCCAAUUUAGGGUCUCAGUACCAGUGUGAGAAUGGUGUCUCUGGCCCCUCCCAAGACCUUCUGCCCCCACCUAACCCAUACCCAUUGGCCCAGGAGCACAGCCAAAUUUACCACUGUACCAAGAGGAAAGAUGAAGAAUGUUCCAGCACCGAGCACCCCUAUAAGAAGCCGUACAUGGAGACAUCCCCCAGCGAGGAGGACACCUUCUAUCGCUCGGGCUACCCGCAGCAGCAGGGUCUGAGUACCUCAUACAGGACAGAGUCGGCCCAGCGGCAGGCCUGCAUGUAUGCCAGCUCUGCUCCACCCAGUGACCCCGUGCCUAGCCUGGAGGACAUCAGCUGUAACACAUGGCCCAGCAUGCCCUCCUACAGCAGCUGUACAGUCACCACCGUGCAGCCCAUGGACCGUCUUCCCUACCAGCACUUCUCUGCUCAUUUCACCUCGGGGCCCCUGGUCCCUCGGCUGGCUGGCAUGGCCAACCAUGGUUCUCCCCAGCUCGGCGAAGGGAUGUUCCAGCACCAGACCUCAGUGGCCCAUCAGCCUGUGGUUAGGCAAUGCGGGCCUCAGACUGGCCUUCAGUCUCCAGGCAGCCUCCAGCCCCCCGAGUUCCUCUACACUCACGGCGUGCCCAGGACCCUGUCCCCCCACCAGUAUCACUCAGUACAUGGCGUCAGCAUGGUGCCAGAGUGGAGCGAGAAUAGCUAAAGGCCGACCUAUGCCAGAGAGGGGGUGGGGGGCGGGAGAGAGAGAGAAAGAGAGAGAGAGAGACAGGAGAGGAGAGAGAAGUGAGGAACAGUAGCGAUGAGAACCCCGCAGAUGCGAAGCUCUGUAUCACCCAUUGUAACCUCCGUGCCGAAGCUCCACCGCCACUGAUGAGAUCAGUGGCCCGAAGCCACCAUUCCAAAAUUGUGACUCUGCGUCUCAGAACCGACAGGACAGACAGAAAGAGAGACGAGUCCCAUCCUGCCCUGCGCCCACCCUCAUCCAACCAGGAACACACACAGCACCCCAGACUUGUUCCCCAAUUGUUUCUCUUGGGUUCUAGACCAUAUUGCCUCACUGAGUGUUGGACCCCCGACCGCACAGUGAGAGGCAUUCUGUGUCUCGGUGUUAAAUGUUGACUUUGUUAUAUAAUAAAUAAUAAUAUAUUUUUUCUUUGAAAAUUUCUUACUGGGACCCAGUCCCUUGAAUGGAGGGAGAGCAGAGACAGAGAUGUCUCCAAACACGUACUUUUGGGACUUCCCUCCGAUAAAUGAGCUAAAAUGUACAUCGGCCACCCUCCUCUAACAAAAAAAAAAAUACCUACCUCCGUCCCGUGAGAUGUCUACGAAGGUCGCAGAGUUACCUGCUAGUUUUUGGACUGGGUUUUGCUUUUUCUCCUUUUGGUUUGGUUCUGCCUCCCCAGCGUUGUGGGAUUCAGAGUUGCCUUCUACUGAGCAGAUGGAGCUAGGAUGUCGGGCUUAGUCUGACAUCCUGUCUCCUCAGCACCAUUUCUUCCCAGCUCCAGAUCUCUCCAGCCAUCUGUGGCUAAAGCGGGGCCUAGAACUCCUCAGCCGGAAACCUUGCUUCCAUAAACUGAAAGAGCCCUGGGUGACACGGGAACAGAGCUGUGACACAGCGCAAGGGCCCAAGCUCCCCGCUUACACGUUGUAGGGGAGAAAAGGAAAGUGAAAAAUAUACCUUGUGAUUAAAAAGAAAAAAAAUGAACAGUGACGUCAGCGUCAACCCCAGGCUGGCUCAAACCUCCUCUGUGACCCCCGGAUGCAGGGCAAAACAGCUCCAGAUGCCUCAGGAGAGGAAACUGUCACCGGUGCCUCGGCCUCCAAGAAAUCCCCAGCGCCAAUCACCUGGGACACAAAACCACACGCAUCAAAAGCAGAAAAACAGUAUUAAAAACAGUAUAGAAGUACGACGUUAUUGUAGGGUUUCUCAGAUGUAAUAUUUUUACUGGUACUAUUUAUUUAUAAAUAGGAAUUCUAAUUAAGUAGUAACAUGAAACCCAGCCUGGGGGCUGACCAAAACCUUUUAAUUUUAUUUGGUACUCAAAACUGCGUUUGUGUUCCCUCUCUCUCUCUCUUUCCUUUCUUGAUUUUUUUUUUAAAAAAAUUUGUUCCUUUUCUUUCUCCUACCUUCCUUCCUCCCCCCCCCACCACCUUUUUAAAACUGACCCUAAUAAACAGAACAGGGUAAUCUAUGUGGCUGAGAAUGUGGAAGUCUGUGAGUGACUGUUUGCGCCUGAGCGUCCUAGGUGAUCUUGUCUUUUUAUGUCGCUAAGGGAGGGGGGGUGAAUAAUCAAGUACUCAUUUCUUACAUUUGUGCGCCCAUUAAUGCCUAAUAAACACCAUGUGCUUAAAAGAGUUUACAAGA